Sorex fumeus (smoky shrew) is the source of this 1992-nucleotide messenger RNA. RefSeq names its product solute carrier family 39 member 1 (gene SLC39A1). Lineage: Eukaryota; Metazoa; Chordata; Mammalia; Eulipotyphla; Soricidae. Gene Ontology annotation, cellular component: plasma membrane. Bases 130 to 1104 code for a protein of 324 amino acids. Gene Ontology annotation, biological process: zinc ion transmembrane transport. The record is from RefSeq and is a predicted model, not a curated record. The transcript is spliced from 4 exons. Gene Ontology annotation, molecular function: zinc ion transmembrane transporter activity.
GCGGGGGCUGGGGAGCACGGCGGGGGCGGGAAUUCCCGAGCGGCGGCCGGAACCGCGCGAAUGCGGCGUCGCGCGAGCCCCGCGACGGUCUGAGAGUCUGGGAGCUCCCGGGACGCCACCGCAGCCGCUAUGGGUCCCUGGGGAGAGCCGGAGCUGCUGGUGUGGCGCCCCGAGGCCGCGGCUGCCGAGCCCCAGCUGCCCGUGGGGCUGGAGGUGAAGCUGGGUGCGCUGGUGCUGCUGCUGGUGCUCACGCUGGUCUGCAGCCUGGUGCCCAUCUGCGUGCUGCGCCGGGCAGGGGCCGAGCCCGGCUCCUCAGCCUCCCGCCAGAAAGCCCUGAGCCUGGUCAGCUGCUUUGCUGGGGGUGUCUUUCUGGCCACCUGCCUCCUGGAUUUGCUGCCUGACUACCUGGCUGCCAUAGAUGAGGCACUAGCAGCCCUGCACGUGACACUCCAGUUCCCCCUGCAAGAGUUCAUCCUGGCCAUGGGCUUUUUCUUGGUCUUGGUGAUGGAGCAGAUCACGCUGGCUUACAAGGAGCAGUCGGGACCCCCGCCUCGAGAGGAGACCAGGGCUCUGUUGGGAACAGCAAAUGGUGCUCCUCAGCACUGGCAUGAUGGACCCGGCUUCCCACAGGCCAGCGGCACCCCUGCCGCCCCUUCAGCGCUGCGUGCCUGUGUGCUGGUCUUCUCGCUGGCCCUGCACUCCGUGUUUGAAGGCCUGGCCGUGGGGCUGCAGCGCGACCGGGCUCGGGCCCUGGAGCUGUGCUUGGCCUUACUGCUCCACAAGGGCAUCCUGGCUGUCAGCCUGUCCCUGCGGCUGCUGCAGAGCCGCCUGCGAGCUCAGGUGGUGGCUGGCUGUGGGCUCCUUUUCUCCUGCAUGACGCCUCUGGGCAUUGGGCUGGGUGCGGCUCUGGCACAGUCAGCGGGGCCGCUGCACCAGCUGGCCCAAUCUGUUUUGGAGGGCAUGGCGGCAGGCACCUUUCUCUAUAUCACUUUCCUGGAAAUCCUGCCCCAGGAGUUAGCCACUCCUGAGCAGAGGAUCCUCAAGGUGAUUCUGCUCCUAGCGGGCUUUGCCCUGCUCACUGGCCUGCUCUUCAUCCAAGUCUAGGGGAGCCCGAGAGGGAGGGGGAUGAAAGGGGCCUGGAGUCUUCCUAACCCUCCUCUAUCCAGUCUGUGGGGAUCAGGACAGAAUGGGAAAGGACAGCAUUGAGGACCAGAGCGCUCUCGAGAUGGGGAGAGAACCUCUGGGACUAACUGACCAAUGAGAGGGGCAGUUUUCAGACAGGAAUCUGGCCCCUUGCCAGAGGACAAAGGAUCAUCAAAUCACUGAAGAUGAUCAGGGAGGGUAUUCAUAGAGAAAUCACUCAUGGACUGCUAGAAUCCAUGUCACACACUACUCAUGGGGCAGACUGACUAGGGCAGCUGAGGUUGGGUUCCCAGCAGCUAUGAGAUAAGGGCCGUACCCCAUUUCAGCCCUCUGAGCUGGAGUGACAAACCCCUUGGCCCCUGAUCUCCGGUCUAUUCCCUCUCCAUCCUUCCUAGAGACGCUGUCAGACAGCCCUUUCUGCCAGCUUUGGUGCCUUCUCCGGCUUCUCUCUUUAAAGUGCCAAAUAACUACCCAUAAGCACAGUGAGGGCACUAAGCCCUGCCCUUCUCUCAGUAGAGGGGUGCUGCUUGCUCUUCAUUCUGGUCCUGGAUCCUGGCCUGGGGCAGAGGCCUGGGCUGGGCUGGGGCAGGAAGGAUGAUUGGCAGGGCUGCCAGCUUGCACACUGCUGCACCCUAGGAUGAGGGAACAUGGACAUGAUGCCCUGCACCGGGGUGACAAAUGCUGAGCUGCCAAAACUUUUUUUAUACCAGCGGAGCUCCAGGGGACAGGGGCUGGCUCACCCCCAGGGUUAUUUUGGGGGAGGGAGGGCUAUGCACAGGGCCAUUUUCUCUAGAAUCUAUUUUACUAACUGACUUGUUUUGGGACGUGUUACCCCAAAUAAAAGAUGUU